Molecule: messenger RNA, 1072 nt
Organism: Exophiala mesophila
Lineage: Eukaryota; Fungi; Ascomycota; Eurotiomycetes; Chaetothyriales; Herpotrichiellaceae
Exons: 1
Coding region: 108-968 (286 amino acids)
Source: RefSeq, a predicted model, not a curated record
AUUUAACUGAGAACUUCCACACUAAACCUUACAUGACUUGAUCUAUCAUUGACUGAUUGAGAUCGUCAAGUAAAAUAUCCAGAGAAAAGGGACAGCCGCCGCCCAAGAUGUCGCUUCCUAUGCCGACACCCACCAACCCGCCCCUCCCCCUCACCAACUACAAAGUGAUAUCAUUCGACAUCUACGGCAGCCUGAUCGAAUACAAGGGACAUAUAUUGAAAUCGUUCCAACCACUGCUCUCACGCUUACCAGCAACAUCGCCGUACCUGAAUGAUGCGCCAUUGACCAGCGAGGUUCCAGAUUCGGCUACAGUUGGAUCGAUCGAGUUUCUCAAACUAUUUCAACAAGAAGAAGAUGCCAUCAAGUUGGAAAAACCAGUGAAACGAUUCGACGAGAUUCUUGCUGAAAUAUGGAGACGAAUCGCACGGGAGUUACAGGUCGAGGGUGACGACAUUGAAAAGGAAGCCGCCCAUUUCGGCAGUGAAGCUGUUAUUGGAUCAUGGCCUACAUUUCCAGGAACGCUGGAGGCGCUACAGUCGUUGAGCAAGCAUUACAAAUUAGUUGCAUUGUCCAACAUCGACAAGUAUGCGUGGUCAAUCACCGAUUCAGCCCCCGCCAGUCGGCUGGGCGAUGUUUCUUGGUGGAAGGUCUUCACGGCGGAGGAUUUUGGCGAUGAUGCCGCCCGAGCAGAUGAGAUCAAGUUGGAGACGGUGAUUGAUUAUGCGCUUUUAAACGGAUUUCAGAAACAUGAAAUCCUACAUGUCGCUCAGAGUCUCGGCCAUGACCAGGCUCCUGCAAAACGCCUGGGCUUGAGUAGUGUCUGGCUGGUGGGCGAUGGUCCUAGGUGGGGAAAGCAGGCUGAGAGUAAGAUGGCACUUGAGAAGAAUCUCGUCGGUUAUGCUUGGAGACAUCAGGAUCUUAAGGGUUUUGCUGAAGAGGUAGAAAGGGCUUUUGGUGACAAGUCUUAGUCAAAGUCACUUCUUGAGAAAGGGAGAGGUGGUUCAAAAGUUCCAUCGAAGUAGCUUCUAACUAUGAAUACAUGUCGUGCGAGUUUACAACCCUCGUACAUAAU